Melopsittacus undulatus (budgerigar) is the source of this 12850-nucleotide messenger RNA. It is a transcript of the gene SLITRK6, whose product is annotated as SLIT and NTRK like family member 6. Gene Ontology annotation, cellular component: plasma membrane. NCBI's taxonomy places the organism in Eukaryota, Metazoa, Chordata, Aves, Psittaciformes, Psittaculidae. Gene Ontology annotation, biological process: regulation of presynapse assembly; positive regulation of synapse assembly; axonogenesis. Gene Ontology annotation, molecular function: protein binding. Bases 550 to 3072 code for a protein of 840 amino acids. The transcript has 2 exons. The record is from RefSeq and is a predicted model, not a curated record.
GUGGGGAAGGGCUUAAAGGCUGAGUCAAAAGCCAAGAAGUCUCUUUAUUUACGCCUACCUCCCUGCCCGUGGCUAUCUGACUAAUAACUGCGCUAACAAGAAAGACUAGAAAGAGCAGAGAGCACACAGAAGCAGCUUGCAUCUGAAAAUCUGACAAAGUAAGUGAUCAAGUUAAGCUCUGCUGAGCAUCUUGUUUGUUUACUGCAUCCAAAUGCUUGCAAACAGUUAACUAUAUGCAGAUAAGUCAGCAUAGCUGUGAAGUAUGCUGUGAAUUUUAAUUGAGGAAGAAGGACAACUACUUACAGGAUAGUCUAAUGCACACGCUGCCUGGAAGAUUUUUUCAUUUGAAUGCUUUGUACUUUGUCUUCUGAACAAGGAUUUUAACUUUAUGGAACUGUAGUAUUGCCAGAGCUUGCAGCAAAGUGAAACUCAGAAGAAAGUGUGCGUUUUUCACAGGGAAAAAUUACAUCGCAUUGAAGCAGCUGCUUCAACUGUGCAUUGGUGAGCUUUUCAGGGAGCGUUACUGCUGUACAGAAUCUGCUGGGCAUCAUGAAGCUCUGGAUUUUUAUUCUAUAUUCAGUUGUCGUUGCAUCUGAUCCUUUCCACUCACAGCCUUCUUUUUCUUCAGUCGGAGGAUCUUGUCAGAGUUUGUGCUCCUGUGAAGAAAAGGAUGAUACCAUGAUUAUAAACUGUGAAGAAAGAGGCAUCAAGAUGGUAUCAGAAAUAAAUGUCCCACCAUCACGGCCUUUCCAUCUUAAUCUGUUAAACAAUGGCCUGACUGUGUUACAUGUGAAUGAUUUUGCUGGCCUUGUUAAUGCUCUCUCUCUACAUCUUGGUUUUAAUAAUAUUGCAAAUAUUGAGCCUGGGGCUUUCAAUGGUCUCAGCCUUCUUAAGCAACUCCAUAUCAAUCACAAUUCUUUAGAAACACUUAAAGAAGAUAUGUUUAAUGGACUGGAAAAUCUGGAGUUUCUUCAAGCAGACAACAAUUUCAUCACAGUGAUUGAAGCAAGUGCCUUCAGCAAGCUCAACAGGCUUAAAGUGCUUAUUUUGAAUGAUAAUGCCAUUGAGUAUCUUCCUCCGAACAUAUUUCGUUUUGUGCCAUUGACCCAUUUAGACCUUCGUGGAAACCAAUUACAGACACUGCCCUAUGUUGGCUUUUUGGAACACAUUGGUAGAAUACUAGACCUUCAGCUGGAAGACAAUAAAUGGGCCUGUAACUGUGAUUUGCUGCAGCUGAAAAUAUGGCUAGAAAACAUGCCUCCUCAGUCAAUUAUAGGUGACAUUGUAUGUGAUAGUCCUCCAGUUAUCAAAGGUAACAUCUUAAGUCGAUUGAAAAAAGAAGCACUUUGUCCUACUCAUCCUGCCAAUGAACUUGAAGAUCCUUCAGGGUCACUGCCCUUGGUUGUAACCACCUCUAUCAGUGAUAGUCACCUGUCAACUAAGGUGAUUCCUAUCCUGAAAGCUCCUACUAAAGAGCCAAGUUUAGUGCUUCAUACUUCAAAGCCUACUACUGAGUUUCCAGGAAUCUAUUGUCCUGUCCCCUGUCACUGCACGAGCCAUAUGCUCUCAGGAGUUCUCAUGCACUGCCAGGAGCGAAAUAUUGAAAGCUUGUCCGAUUUAGGGCCACCUCCUCCAAAUCCUAAAAAGCUUAUUCUAGCUGGGAACAUUAUUCAGACAUUACUGAAAUCAGAUCUUGUGGACUAUGGCAGCCUGGAAAUGCUUCACCUGGGGAACAAUCGCAUUGAAAUCCUAGAGGAACGAUCUUUCACAAAUCUGACUAGACUGCAGAAAUUGUAUCUCAAUGGUAAUUAUCUUACAAAGCUGAAUCAGAAUCUCUUCCUCGGCCUUCAGCACCUUGAAUACUUGUACCUUGAAUAUAAUGCCAUCAAAGAAGUUUUGCCAGGGACAUUUAAUGUAAUGCCAAAACUUAAGGUUCUUUAUUUAAAUAACAACCUUCUGCAGGCUUUGCCACCGCAUAUCUUUUCAGGUGUUCCACUUACCAGAUUAAAUCUGAAAACAAACCAAUUUUCUCAUUUGCCUGUGAGCAAUGUCUUGGAUGAACUGGAUAUGCUGGUACAAAUUGAACUUGAAGACAACCCCUGGGACUGUACCUGUGAUUCUGUUGCGUUGCAAAAAUGGAUACAAAAACUGGGUAAGAAUACAAUGAUGGGUGAUAUUUUUUGUAAAUCUCCAGGACACCUAGCAAAAAAAGAGCUGAAAUCCCUGAACAGUGAAGUCUUGUGUCCAGGUUUAAUAAACAGCCCUGCUUUACCGACUCAUGCCAGUUUUGUAGUUGUGACAACUUCUACUACGACUACCAACACCGCAGACACCAUCUUGCGGUCCCUUACAGAUGCUGUUCCACUUUCUGUUCUAAUAUUAGGACUUCUAAUUGUGUUUAUAACUAUUGUAUUUUGUGCAGCAGGAAUAGUUGUUCUUGUUCUUCAUCGACGACGAAGAUGCAAAAAGAAACAAGUGGAUGAUCAAAUGAGGGAUAGUAGUCCCGUUCACCUUCAGUAUAGCAUGUAUGGGCAUAAGACAACACACCACACAACGGAGCGCCCAUCUGGAACUCUUUAUGAGCAGCGUAUGGUUACUCCCAUGGUUCAGGUCUACCGCAGCCCAUCCUUCAGCCCCAAGCAUACUGAACAACAGGAAGAGGGAAGUGAGAAGGAAGCUAAUGACUCCAAACAUCUCUGCCGAAGUCUCCUGGAAAGAGAGAACAACUCACCUCUUACGGGUUCAAAUAUCAAAUACAAGGCUACAGAUCAAUCUGCAGAGUUUCUGUCUUUUCAGGAUGCCAGCUGCUUGUAUAGAAACAUUCUUGAAAAAGAGAGAGAACUUCAGCAACUAGGGAUCACAGAGUAUCUGAGAAAAAAUAUUGUCCAGUUCCAGCCUGACAUGGAAGUUCAUUAUCCUGGAACACAUGAAGAGCUGAAGCUAAUGGAGACACUCAUGUACUCCAGGCCAAGAAAAGUUAUUCUAGAACAAACUAAAAAUGAGUAUUUUGAACUCAAAGCUAAUUUACAUGCUGAGCCUGACUACCUGGAAGUCCUGGAGCAACAGACAUGAAGUGAUACUACUUCGGUCUGGGGCCGAAUUUCUGUAAUUCUAUUUUAAGUUGGAACCAUUGUAAAUAAAAGUGCCUUAUAAUAACAUGUCAACAGUCAGAACUUAAGCACAGCAGUAAUCCUAGCAAAAAAAACUCAGGGAUCACUGUGGGAAGCCAUGGGGUUAUGUGCAGGCAAUAUGUCUUACCCCAAGUUAAACAUGAACUUUGUGUGAUUGAACUGUGGGAGGAAGAUUGGCUAUUGAAAUAUUCCUCAACAUUUUUAAAAAGUGUGUAUGGCACUCCAUUCUGUACCUGACCUGUGGGAAAAAUAUGUUCCCUUUCCUUGUUUUUCCACUCAAUUUAAUUAGAUUCUUUUAAAAAAAGAAAUAAAAAAAUCACACCUGUGUUUGUAGUUACAAGGUUAGAGUGGAUUGGUUAGGUUAGUACAUGCACUGCAUUCAUGACCAUUGUCUACAGCUGCACCUAACAUACCAUUAUAACAAAUAUGAAAGAGUUAAAAUGUUGUCAUACUAAAUGUCAGUUAAAAAAAAAACAACAAAAAACAAAAAACCCACACAGAAAAAGAAAAUAUUUUUGUCUGGGUACCCAGAACCUGCAAACAUUUAAGUACUUUACAUGAAACUUCAUUGUGUGCAUUUUGUAUCAGUAUGUGGAACGAAAAAUGUGUAACCGUAUUUACCCAACAUCUUCCAUGAAGAAAAAAGCAAGCCUUUUGAAUUAAAAAAACAAACCUUUUGCUACUUUCCCUAUCUGAUAGCUUUACCUAAGUUUGGACAAUCUUUUCUUGAGCUGCUGCUAUAAAAUAUUGUUCAUCACUGGUGUUUCAACUCAUAAUCCUGGGCAAUUUGAAAAGCUACUGAGAAUCAUCUGUAAAUAUGUUACUGUGUUUAACAAGUUUGAUUUUUUUUUUUUAAUAUAUAUCUAUAUCUAUAUAUAAGUAACUUCUGUGCUGGCUUUAAAUAUUCUUGGAAAAAAAUGAGUUUGCUGUGGCUAGGAACUUCCAAGUGCAAAUACAGGUCCCUUUUCAUCCUGCCCAAAAGCAGCUCCCAGACAGAACAACUGCAACAGUACAGACAAGUGGAAGAAUGAUAGUAUUUAGCUGUUUGUACAAAAGCAGGUUAUAUUUUCUGGAAUUAGAAGAACUUAAUGUGUUAUGGGAAAAAUAGGUAAAAAAAAAAGUAGAACACUGCAGGUUUAUUUUUGCAAUGAAUUCUUGCUAGAUUUAUAUUUGCUAUUUAUUCUGUGUAAUUUUGUAUUUUUUUUUAAUUGACAAGAAAAGAAAAAGCUUAUUCCUGGCUGCCUUUCAAGCAACUCAAGGAACUGCUCUCUAUCAAUGAAAAAGAAAUAAAGAGGGUUUUUUAAUGUCUUUUUCUUAAAGGUCGCUUUUUAAAGAAGCAAGCAAAUCCUGCAGGCACAAGUUUAAAAUUGUUUGGGAAAUAAACACGAUUCUCACUCUUGUCAUAUGGACAGAAGCAUCUUGUCCAGAGUGCAGUAAUUCCAUUCAAUUUUUGUGCAUGACUGACAUGGUGCCAAACCACAAAUUCUGACCUGUAUUUAUCUUCCUCUAAGCAAAUCUUUUAUAAGCUGACUAUGCAUGAACUCUUUUGUUUUUUUUUUUCUAAUUUGUAUUUGUAGAGCUGAAGAUCAGCAUCAUUAGUACAUGUCCACCUAUGUAUGCUAAACUUCUCAUUGAAGUCCUGAUAAACUCAAAAGUUAUUGCUUAUUUCACCUUACUACUGAUAUCUUACCUAUUUGUAUAUACAAAUAUGAGUUCUUCAUAUUGUUUGUACAUAAGUUUCUGAGAGAAAAUUUCCUAUACUGCAUACAAAAUUCAGAUUCUCAGUUCUUUCAAAUCUACAUAGAGUUAAUGACUUUGAUGGUGCUAGACUAAUUUUUGUAAUUUGGGGAUCUGACCACAUGUUGUUUCUCUUAGCAAAUCAACUUCCUUAUUAAUAUUUCUGAGGUGUCAUAAAUUUGCUAUGGAAGUAAAAAAAAAUCAAAAUUUCAGCUGUUAAAGAACAAGUAUUAUUUCCUCUUCCUAUGACUACAAAUAAUUUAGUUCAGAAAACCUUUGUAUUUAGGAGGAUUAGCAACUCUGAUAUAGCAACAAUAAAAUGUAUUUGUCUUACUGCUAUCAUUAUUCCAGAUAAGUAAACAGAAUGCUAAAUACUGUUUGUGCAGGUAAGGGUGAGACAAAAGGGCAAAUGCAGCUACAUAAACUUUACAUUAACUUAAUUAUCUAAAUAGCUAUUAGUUAUUUUUAGCUGCCCUUGCCUAUUCAAGACGUGAAUGUGCUUCAUAGAGGUGUCAUGCAACUUAUGGAAACCCAUGCCGUGAUCUAGAGGAGCAACUGGAACCUUAGUGGGAUGGCUUAGAGCAUCAAAAUGACACUAAAUAUCUGCAUUUAAGCAAUUUACUUUCCAAAAGGAAAAAAAAAAAACAAACUGAGUAACUUCUUUAUUUGAAAUAGUUAAAAUUCAAUGAAAAAUCAAAUUCAGUCAAUGGAAGUGAUACUAGAAAACUCUGAAUAUGAAAUCAGACCUUCUAAUAUUGUUCAUUGUAGGAUUUUCAGAGGUCUCAAAUUAGUACCAAGGAAAAAUACCCAACAAAAACACAGAACAAAACAGUUCGUGGUACUUGAUAACAGAGUUGUGUUUCAGUUUCUAUCAUUUCAGUUGUUAUUUCCAUUAGUAAAAAAUGGGAGUAAAAAUAGUACCCUGCAAUUGGCAAGAUGAAAGGAUAUGAUUCGGGCCCUAAAGCUUUGAUUUAAGGGAAAUAGCUUCAGACUAAAGACAAUUGCCACAUGCACAGUUGUCGCUUUGCUUAGCUGCUAACAGUUACUUGGCAGAAUGUUGAGGACAAAUGUGUAGCAAAAUAUUCUUUGUUGUAGUCUCAAUGCAUCAGAAGGAAGAGUGAUCUAAAUUAAUGUCAAAUCAACUCAAUUAUACAGCUGUAUCAGAGCAUCACUCAGCAGAAUUAAAGUGAGCUUUAACUUUUAGCUUUCCCUUAGCAGGGACAUUCACAUAAUUCACAUGUAAGGGCAACUGUACUCUCUGGCAGUCUGACUUUGCAAGUGGUUUUGCACUAUCUAGGAAUCACUAGAACGUGACACGUUAUCUACUUUCCCAUCAUCUGUCUCUACUGGACUGUCAUGCAGUGAAGGUUUGCAGGAUGAGGAACGAGGGGUCUGCCUAUAGCCUCACCUCUUAAUAACUUCAGAUGGUAAUUUUCCAGCUAUGAGGAAACUUUAUAUUGGCAGAAAAAAAAGGGAUGAGAAUAUGGCCUUAUGUGACUAUUCUCAAGGUGAAUAGUAUCAGUAUCUGCUGAUAAAAAUAAAAUAAUGCCAUAAGAAAUGUAUAAUGUAUCAAGAAAAAAAGGAUGCAAUAUCUGAUUCUAAUAGUUGUUUGAAACAUUUUCAUUAUAAUAACUAGAAAUGUAUCCUUAAUAUUAUUUGUGUUUGCAGAAAGUUGGGAGGGACAUUCAGAAAUAUUUUCUUAAUACCCUUGUCUCUUUUUAUUUUUUCCUAAUGGCAAGGCACAGUUAAGUGGUCUGAUACAAUUAACUUAGCUAGAAUAACAGAGGUUGGAAGGCAAGGAGUGUUUGACAGUUUGCAACUAAAUGCAUGUGUUUUUCUCCUAACAGCACAAUAGUUUAACCGAGUGUGACAACAGUACUUCACCAAGCACACUGGUGUAUAUGGCAGCUAUGUUAUCGUUGUUAGGCUACUUCAAGGUAACCAACACUACCAUUUUUCCCCUCACAUCUGAGUGAAGAAAUAAUAUUACAAAGCACUACAGACCUGUUCCCUAAAUAAACAGUUAUUAAAGCAAUUUAUUACAUUUUAAAAAACUUUUUUAGUAUUUUCAACUUUAUAAAAGUUAAAUGUAUUUUUAUUUCUUUUUCAUGUUAUUUUCUUUUUCUGCUAUAGGUAUUUGUCAUACAGACUUUUAGCACCGAUACUUAAAUAUGCAUUACUUGCAGCGAUGCUUCUCCAAGCUUCUAAACAGCUUGAAAUGCACCAAAACAAAACCAAACCCCCCAAAACCCCCUUCCAUCAAAACCCGCAAAUUUACACAUAAAUUAAAGUAUUUGUUUAUUCGGUAUUAGUCCAAUAUUUUCACGCAUUAUUCUCCACUGGAAUGACAGAUCAGCCUUUCUGUAACCAAAUUCCAGGCUGGAAAUGAAAUAAUCAUUUUACCAGUGAUGAGUCAAACCUACCAGAUUCUAAACCAAAGCUUUUUCACCUGCAGUCACUUUUUCUUGAUUGUAAUUUAAGGAUCAAUUUUGACCUCUCUUUGCAUGACAAAAAAGUCCCCAGUAUGACCCCAAACAAGGGGUGCUUACAAUGUGCAACUUAUUUGUAUUUACUUAGUAGAGAUUAUUAAUUAUAUAGUAUGCUAAACUGAAAAGAUAAAUUUGUCUGGGAUAUCAAACCAUCUUAUAAAGAUUCACUUCUGGUGUCUUAAUAAAAAAAGAGGUAUUUAUCACAAGUAAAACAUUUCACAGGUUAAAGUAAUAAUGCCAAGGGAAAAAUGCAGACAGAAUCUCAGUCAUCAUCAGAAAGGACUCUAUAUUAUCAUUCUGAGAAUGCCAUUACCUAUAGCAGUAAACUUAAUUAGCCACACCAACACAAUCUGUAAGUUUCAUGUAGGUGCACUGAAAUCAUUAUGAGGAAAAGAAAACCCAAUCAAGGACUUGUCCUAAUUCAAAAGAUCAGCUGAAAAACUUUAGCACAUUUUUCUACUCUUCUCUUGUGCUCCCCAGCACAGAAUACUUCAAUUUCCAUUAAUGAAUUUCCUGCUCAGCCGCAGACAGACCUCUGGCAGUACAAUCCACUGUGGCAACGGAAACCUGCUCCAUGGUGAGGUUUUGAAGUGUUUUCAUUGCCUUAAAUGGUCACUUGCUCUGGGACUUAAUGUUUGGUGCAUCCUGUUGGAUUUGUGACAGAAGAUGGAUCUACUACAAAUCCUGUAUUAGAAGUCAAAAGACCUGUCCCUGUUUGACUUUCUGAAGUUUAUGGUAUUCUUGAUCAUGUUCAAGAGUUGAUGUCAAAUCUUUUUAUUACUUGAAACAGGAUUGAAUUGUAGCUGGAAUAAAGAAGUUAAUUGCCAUACUGAAAAAGUACAGUAUUAUUUUUCCUGCACAUUUCCUAACAGUUAGCUUUGGCUUUUUGACACAACAGAACAAACUCUUAAGAGCCACAGUUUAAUGGAUAGCAGCUAACCUCAAGGAAGAAAGUAAAACACCAGAUGCUGUUCAGUUCUAUGAAAGCAAGAUGUGAAGAACUUUUUUUAUUUAUUCAGGUUCACCAAUAUGGAGUGCAAGUACAUGUGCAUAGCACAUUUCAUAAAGCAUUUACCAAAGUUUGUGUUUUAAGACAUGAACUUCAAAAUAUUCACAGUAUGUUUCUCCUAUUACUACUGGAAGGACUGCUUCUACUCCUGCUAUUACUUUUAGUUUUUCAAUGGAAUGAUGGAACACAGAAAAGAAGAAAAAAUUGGUUCCAUAUUUCAAGGAGAAAUGUUAUUUAUUGUAACUUCAGCUGUUUGCCUUUGUAGAUCAACUCAUCGAGAUUAUUUUGAGGUGAAUUGUUUUAUAUGUUAAGAAUUUUUUCAAUUCUUCCAGUUGGAACUAGUUACCAAAGAAACUACAGGAAAGUAGUACUUAAUUGUUCAAACAGAAAGAAGUCUGAAACUUUUUACAUAUGCAGAAAUCUUAAGGAAUUUUAGCAUAAACUUGCACUUUAAAAUAAACUGUAAAAUAGAUUUUGUUAGAUCAUAAAAGUUGCUGUUAUUUUUAUUUUUGCAUUUUUUAACUUCAAAGCCAACAUAACACUUCCAUAAUGAAACAUGUUUGGGUUAAAUACAUAUUAAAUGGUUCCAUACUAAGAAAUAUAAAAAAAAAAUGCUCUUGAAUAUAAUGUGAUACAGCACCCUCACUCCCCCAUUUUUCUGUGCUGAAUAUGUGCAUUGUGCUGUUCAAAAAGUUCCUUUCCUGGUCAAGGAAACCAAAUAAGAAGAUAAAUUCUUUUGUAUCUUUGUUAUAUGCACUUUAUGGGAAGUAGAAUAUUGUGGAUCCCCAUCCCUGUGGUGCAAUAUGUUCACAUAGUUCAUAUUUAAUGUAAUUAUCUAAGUUCAGACUUCAUUAAAUGAAUGGCAUUCUUAACAGAAAGGAUUGACCUAACAAUCCAUCUAUGCAAUUAUGUUCCUUUGUAAAUGGAAGGUCGUUGCAACUGUACUUUUAAAAAAGAUCCUGUGUGACAAAUAUCUUUUGAAAAUGCUAGAUCAGACCCCAAAGAUCCCCUCAAAUUGUUACAAAACUUGAUAAGAUACAAGAGUCCACACUACCAAUGCUAGGCUAGUUUAUAUACAUCUAGACACCCUGGAUCUUUGGGUAACAAAGAGGACAGUAAAAAACCCUCUAAGGUCAUGUGUUAUAAGGAAGAGUUUUUGAGAAUAGUUAAAGUUUAGAUUACUCUUUUCAUCUGGCCUGAGGUGGUCAAUAUUUCACAGCAUUGUUUCAUAUGAUUUAAAGAAGAAUGUAAAACAUUAAGAAAUCAGAAUUGUAGUAUUUAAAUGCCACUAUUCACAGAAGGUAAAUAAUUCCUUAAGGUAUUAUGAAAUGGUGAUUAAGAUAUGGAGAUUUUAACUGCCUCAUAUAUUAUGUGUCUUUAAGUAAUGUAUCACUUCAGGAGAGAUGGGGAGGAGGUACUGUUGCUGUCAAUUGACCACUCAUGCAUUAAGAUUUCCUGAAUGGAAUGUGCUGAGGAUAGCUAUCUUAAUGCUGCUAUACAUGAUAUUAUGAAGGCUGAAUCAUGUUCUAUAGAUUCUAAAGCAGUUGUUUAUUAUAGGAUGAAAUCUGUCACUGCUCUAAGCACUGAAGUGUCAUCUGAAGUCAACUGGACUUGCAUUAUUAUUUUUAUUCAUAGGAACUGCCACAGAACAAACUGAAUCUUCGUUAUUUUAUAUAUAAAAGCAAUCUUGUAAAGAAAAUGAUGCCUCCUUAUUUUUUGAUUCAUGUAAUGAUCCAAGGGCCAUUAAAGCUAAGGAAUGGUGCCUUUUACAUCCGGAGUUAUGCAUCAUAGAAUCAUAGAAUAGUUAGGGUUGGAAAGGACCUUAAGAUCAUCGAGUUCCAUCAUCAUCAUCCUAGGUGAUUGGUUUGUCUGUGCAGAUGUAUAUAGUAAAGAGUGUACAAAAACUUAGGGAUGCUGAUGUACCAAGUUUUUACAGUCGCUGUUCUUAAUUAUAAGGCCAAACUAUAUGUUAACUUCACAAAAAUUAUUCCGAAUAUUCCUGUGACACCAUCUCCUUAAAAAGUGGAAGGUACACGUCUUUUUCCCCCUCAUUUUUUCUAACAGCUAAGUAUGUAAUGAAGAUCACAACACAGGUUAUGAAGGUCAAUAUCAAUAGUAAACACCUAAAAUAUGCCUGAGUGUUAAUAAAACAUACUUCACUAGGAAGCGUAGUGCAGCACUGUGUUACCCAAAGUAUCCAUGGGACCUUAGUCACCAGGAGACUUUCAGGACUUUGCUGUACACAGUCACAGCUGGUCUAGAGAAAGCAAUUGCCCUGCUCAGAGCAGAGGAUUGGACUAGAAAGACUCCAGAGGUCCCUUCUAGGCAAAGUAUUUGCAGUUCUAAUACAGUUCUACAAAAGAUUUUUGAGGGCAAAGUAGAAAAUUCAUUCUCUUCUAUACAUAGGCUUCCUGAUUGUGAAGUUCAGGAAACUGGUGAUGCUCACCAAACACUGUUGUGAAAUAAAGGAUAUUCAACUAACUUCUGUAAGAUACAGAGAAGUGGUAGUAUCAAUGCUGCAUUAAAUCCAGGAGUAUUUCUCUACUGCUAGUGAGAAUGCAUGUGAAAUGUAGUUACCUAAGUAUAUUGUUAAAACUUUUUUUUUUUUACAUAACUGAUGAUUUCAAAUUUCUGAAUAAAAUGCUGAAACUAUAUGAACCCUUGAAGACUAAUCCAUUUCUGUACUAGUCAAACUAAUGAACCUUGUUUGCUUGACAUACUACUGCUGUAGCUCUUCACACAUUUCAAAGAUAACAAUAAUCUUACUUUUUCAGAAUGUCUUUCAGGCUUUAACAGCUCUUACCUUAUAUAUUCUAUUUGUCAGAAGGACAAAUUAUUACUCAAUAUAUGAUUAUUUUACAUUUUAAAUUAAAAAAAUAUUACAGAAAAUUAUACUUUGAAUCUUUCAAAUUAUGAAGCAGCAGUUAGAGCAAGAUCCCAUCUAAAUGUGACUGAUUUAGUCAAAUCAGGAUUUAUUUGAUAUAAAAUAGGUUUUUGAUUGUUACAAAUUUUAUGACAAUUUGCUUAGCUCUACAGUCAGGGAUUUAGAAAGGCUGGGUUGGUUUUUUUUUUUUUUUCAAUUUUCUGGCAACAGUAACCUCACAGAGAACUGAUACUCCUAAGAAAUCUACCUAGUAAAAUAGUGUUUAGAAUCACUAAACCUAGCAAAUUAUCCUAAAAAGAUAAAUCUUUCAGUUUGUUGAUGUACACUCAGGUAUUUUUUUCCCUCAACUUAAUUUUCCACUUAGCUAGAAGAUUUGUAACUGUAUCAAUGGAAUUUUUAAAUAGUAUGAAAUUUUUAGACUUUAAUGAUUGAAGUAAGAAUACUUUAUUCCAACAAACACAUAAUAACAGAUGUGUAUAAUAAUAAUUUUUUACACAUCGAUUAUCAUCACAUCAGUUAACUGUCUUGGUUAUUAUCAUCUUCUGGGUUAUGAACCACUGCAGGUAAUACUGCGUCACUUUCUUUUCCCAUCAAAAAUCUAAGAAUGUCAAACAUUUCAGAAAGAUGACUUAGAAAACUUAUAAGUUUUUUACAAUGGAACUACUUAAAAGGACAUAUUUAUCCACAUAUAUUUUUCUCAAAAGGGUAUCUCUUUGGAUUUCAUUACACUUCAGAUAAUCUCAGAAAAUAUUCUUUUAUUCAACUUCCAAAUCUUAUGUUUUCUAAGAUUGUUUAUUAAGAAAAAGAAGGUAUGGCAAUAUUAAUACUCAGCAGUGGAAAGAAUUUGCUGUAAUAACAGUGCUUCUUGCUAAUGUUAAUCACUAAUCCAUCUUUUCACAGUCUGCAUGGUAUUUUGUCUAUUACAUGAAACCAGAUACUUUCAUACAGAUUUAGAGGAAAAAAUGCAUGCAAUGACAUUUUCUAUUUUCUUAUACUCUUCUCUAGGUAUGUACUUUAGUAAUUCUUGGAGACCAGAUACUAAAUGGAUCUUUGAUUUGGCCUAGGAUGACAGUUAGUAAGUUCAUAAUAUGCGCUUGUGUAGGAUCACUGUGGAAACCAAUUUCCUCAGACAUACCUAUAAUUACGAGUGCUUUCUUGACGUUUUUCAUGGAAUCUUUUUUAAUGGAAAUUUCUCAGAAUUUCCAUCCUUAUAUAUUCAUGUAUUAUCUGAAGCUUGUAAAUCAAACAUCUAAAAGACUGUACAAACGUGGAUGUGUUUCUACCAGAGAAAUUACUUAGUUUCAUUAUAAUUACUUCAAGAGGAAAUGAAAAAUUCAGAUGAUCAAAAUAAUUGCAGAGGAUCAUCUGUAAAAAAAAUAAUGAAGUAACUGCUACUUUAAGAUUAAAUACAGACAGAAGAGUUCAAAAGGUUUCUGUGUAAAUGGACACAAAAAUGCUUCUUACUCGUACAAUUUGAAAGUAGAAAAUUAGAUACUAGCCAUGUAGCUAUUUGAUAUUAAUGUCAAGCAAAAUGUAAUUGAUUAACUACAUAUGAGAAUACACUCCUGUAAAGACUUUCUUCCCACAUACUUUUUUUUUU